AUGUCCCUAGCCCCAUUGUUGCGUCUGCCACGCUGGCAGACGUUGUCAAUCCUCGCAAGCAGUCCAAUGCGACGCCUCCCUCGGCAUGUUAAAUACGGGCAGAGUCUUCGCUCGGCCUCCCGGUCUAGAUCCCCACUUCCGCCGGCCGCAAUACACAGUAACUUUUCCGAAGCCAUUCCUCUACCUUCUUUCAUCAAUCGCCGCUCUUCCCACAUACUACUGGAUGAUUCUAUUGAUCCCAUCAUGACCGCGCUUUAUGACCUCAUUGGCGUAGCAACAGAUGUCACCGAUAUGAAAUCAGCAGCCUCACUCACAGCCCAGCCUCAAGUUUGUGAGUCACUCGUUCAACGGGUACAGACUAUUGGUAAGACAUGGGAUGAGCAUCCAGAUCGGCAUGGGCAGAACUGGUAUAUGCAAGUUCUACUUGCCGUUGCCAGUCUCAGCCGUGUAGUCAAAUGGUGGGAGGCCGAAGAGCAAUUCUGGAAUUUCGAUGAUAAUGAGGACGACCAAGAUGAACCCCUGAUGUUCGUCUUGAGGCCAUCCGAUGAGCAUCCUCCAGCGCCUACACCCAUUGAUGAUUCAGUAGAGGCGCGCUUCAGGCUUCAAGUCGAGUUAGAGGGUGACCAUGAUGCUUCAAUAUCUGGCAUUCUUUACCAACAAAUGGAGGGCAAAGGCAUGCUCCCAGUAGGUCCCCUAAGAUGGGAUUAUCCUUCGCCCUCCAUUGUCCUGGAAUCCGGUGGUGUUGGAGAUGAACCCAUUGUUGAGGAGCCUUCGAAAGAACUGCUUGCCGACCGCUCUGGACUCGAACCAACGACGCCCUUUCCCUUCGUGCACCUGAUUUCCACGGAGCCCUUAUUGUGUUGGACAUGCGAGUGUCAAAUUCCGCAGUGGUACUCCGAGAAGCAUAGCGAGACCUGCGUCGAAGUGCACCGGCCUGAAGCUGAGAUUGUUAAGUGCAACGAGUCUAUUGGCGAGCUCAAGAACACGAUUCGAGACAUUAUGGCUGCCAUGGAUACCCCUUUCCUAACUUCGCCCCCAAAUACAGAGGAGUCCCCAUUAUCACGCACUCAAAGGUUGACCAUGAGGAAGACACAGCGCAGGUUGUUGGAAUCGCUUGACGAGAUUCUCCUGGUUGCUUCUGAGAUUUCCAUGCCUUCUCUAAAGGAUGAAGAGUCGAAGGAGCCACUCCGGCGUCAGCGGUUACUUUCGCCAGGAUCGGAGCGGAAGAUGUCUCAGAUCCGUACAUGGUGUCGGCCGCCUGUUGAGGAUGCUGCUCUCUCUCAGCUUGCUGAAGACGUGGAGUGUAUCAUGACGCAGAAGGUUGACAAUGUCGUUCGGAUGCAGAAUACCGUCAAGUACUCCGAGAAGAUCGGGCACGAAUGGGAAGAGAAAGUCACCGGGAGUCUAGCUAUUGUUGAAGCGGGUGAAAGUAGCAACAGUGAGGAUGAGGGCGAAUAUCACAAUGGAAUUGAUCCAUCGAUUCUACCUAUUCCCGAAGACGUAGAGGCACCGGUUGACGACGAUCAUGCCACCAAUCAAUCUGAAGAGCUACUGUCGUCCCAGCCUACUCCCAUGGCUUCCGAGUCUCUUAUAUUGAUUGCUACCCCAAAUGCUAGUCGCGCCUCCAUUUCUGCUCCUGUACCUCAGUUUACUCCUCCGGCGUGGCAAAUCAUCAACAAGAUGCCUACAAUGUCGUCCACGCCAUCACCCAUAUCUUCGCCUCCUGCUUUGGCUGCCCUAAUCACGGCAUCACCAUCUCCCGACGAUCAGCCUCCAUACAUGGACCUCAACGACAGUCUACCAGGGAAUGCUACCGUUAGAACACGACGAUCGGCCAGCAACCUUCUAGAACCGCAGCUUUUGGUCACCCCGCCCCUGUCACCCAGCAUAUCUCCUCGAGAUGCGCCCACUGCUACACGACGCGGGCACCGCCGUCAUUCUACAGUAAACCUCAUAUUUAGUCCUUCAGUAUCAAAUGUCCCUCUAUCUCCUCGCCAAUCGUCUGCAGCUCCUUUAUCACGAUCGACUCCGACUUCUAUCAAAGACUUUGACAUCAAGCCUAUCAGCAAAGGAGCCUUUGUAUUCGUCUUCCUUGCGAAGAAGGCAAUUGGAGACUAUUACGCUAUUAAGGUUCUGAAAAAGGCCGAUAUGAUUGCGAAGAACCAAAUUACAAAUGUCAAGGCGGAGCGCAUGAUUCUUAUGACGCAGGCCGAGUCGCCGUUCGUUGCCAAAUUGUACUUCACAUUCCAGAGCAAGGAAAAUUUGUAUCUGGUUAUGGAGUAUCUAAAUGGUGGCGAUUGUGCCGCUCUUAUCAAGUCUCUGGGCUCACUGCCCGAAGAAUGGACGAAGCAAUACAUUGCUGAAGUUGUACUGGGGCUUGAGUGUCUCCACCAGCAUGGCAUUGUUCACCGUGACUUGAAGCCUGACAACCUUCUCAUCGACCAGCACGGUCACUUGAAGCUUGCUGAUUUCGGUUUGAGAAGGAUUGGUCUCCUUGGUCGUCAAACGCGCGAACCCAUGGGCAUGGGUAUGCGACAUCGCACAAGAUAUGAUUCACGUUCGCGACCACCUUCAAUUGACUCCGGCUUUCUUUUAUCACCCUUACUCUCAACCGAAAUGAUUGGUGGAGAUGACGCAAGCGAAUCCGGUCCCGAAUCUAUAUACAAUCAUCAUUCACGCCGAAGCAGGGCUGGUGAAAGUCCUCUGCAAUCGUUUGCUAUGGAACUGACCACCGACUUGCGUUCAUACUACUCGGGUGGUCACAUCCCCGGGGGAGCAGAAUGGACUGGCACAUUGGGGUUUUGGUGUCAUAACUUACGAAUUUUUAUAUGGCAUUCCCAUGCGGAGACGCCAGAGAAGGUUUUCGAGAAUAUGCUUUCUGGACACAUCGAGUGGCACAAGGACUGGGUGGAGUUCUCCGAUGAGGCUCGUGACUUCAUGCAACGGCUGAUGUGCAUAGACCCAUCCGCUCGUCUCGGGGCUGGUGGCGCAGAUGAAAUUAAGAGGGCAUCUCGUCUUUGA
This is a messenger RNA of Suillus fuscotomentosus, 3021 nucleotides long. RefSeq lists its product as uncharacterized. Lineage: Eukaryota; Fungi; Basidiomycota; Agaricomycetes; Boletales; Suillaceae. The coding region runs from base 1 to 3021 and encodes 1006 amino acids. The transcript is spliced from 9 exons. Gene Ontology annotation, molecular function: protein serine/threonine kinase activity; ATP binding. Gene Ontology annotation, biological process: peptidyl-serine phosphorylation; intracellular signal transduction. Gene Ontology annotation, cellular component: nucleus; cytoplasm. The record is from RefSeq and is a predicted model, not a curated record.